Paramecium octaurelia is the source of this 1132-nucleotide messenger RNA. The record is from the annotation of a GenBank genome assembly. Lineage: Eukaryota; Ciliophora; Oligohymenophorea; Peniculida; Parameciidae.
AUGAAAGCUUUGAUUUUAUUAGUUUUGGCUUUGGGUGCCUUUGCAUUCACCGAGUAAAUGAUGUCUUUGGAAGAAUUAGCAAAUUUUAAUGUUAAAACAAUGGAUUGCUCAAGAUCUGAUCAAUUCUCAUUUAUUGAAACAUAAAUGAAGUAAUGGGAAGAUUUGUUAAUCCAUCAAAAAGCUAUUUCUCAUGAUAUCAAGAUCCUUGAGUAGAUGGAAAAAAUGAUAUCAACAAAGCAUCAUUCUUUCUUAGAAGCACAAGUCUCUGUUUCAGGAAAGAAAUUGCUUAAGAAAUUACACAAAUUAGAAUUACCACUUACAAAAAGCAAAAUUGGUCUAAGUCAAGUCAAGGCCUUAAGAGAAUAAUGCCAUGCCUUAGAUUCUGAAAGUAUAUAAAUAAAAUAAAUAUAAUAGAUCAUGAAGAUAGAGCAGCUGCUAAAAAAGAAUUAUGCAAAUUGUUGAGAGAAUACAUUAGCAGUCUUAAUAAUUGCAAAUAAUAAUGCAGAAGCACACCAAUUACAGUCAUCAAGAUCAAAGGAUAAAUUAAAGAUCUCGAAAUCAUAAGAGGAGGAUGUACAAGCAAUGGAUCUGAAACUGGUGUUAAGGUAACAUCUUAAGAUGAUGAAACUCAUGAAAUCACCAUUCAUCAUCAUCACCAAGGUAAAACAACAACUGAAACUACUUCAGCUGCUGGUGCAAGCAAAUAAGAAUCAGAAAGUACUUCCGAUGCUGGCUAAAGUCAUACAGAAGCAGGAAGUGGUCCAGCUGCAAGUUCAAGCCAUUCAGGAUCAGGAAAAUCUUCAUCUUCUAGCUCAAGUCAUUCAGAAUCAGAUUAAUAAGCAGAUUCACAUGAAAGUUCAUCAAGCUCAGACUAAUCUGCAAAUGAAUAAACAUAAACCACAGAAGAGGGAGAGGAAGUGACAGAAGAAACCACUGAAACUGGAGAAGAAACAACUUAAACAGGAGAAGAAACAACAGAAACAGGAGAGGAAACAAAUUAAACUGGAGAGGAAACAACUGAAACUGGUGAAGAAACUACAGAGGAAACUACAGAGGAGACUACAGAAACCACAGAAGAGACCACAGAAGAACCACCAGUUUAAGAAUGAUUAAGUAAUCAAAAUAUUAAAAU